Myotis lucifugus (little brown bat) is the source of this 2292-nucleotide messenger RNA. RefSeq names its product DEP domain containing 5 (gene DEPDC5). Gene Ontology annotation, cellular component: lysosomal membrane; GATOR1 complex. Gene Ontology annotation, molecular function: GTPase activator activity. Gene Ontology annotation, biological process: positive regulation of autophagy; cellular response to amino acid starvation; negative regulation of TORC1 signaling. The transcript has 24 exons. The record is from RefSeq and is a predicted model, not a curated record. Lineage: Eukaryota; Metazoa; Chordata; Mammalia; Chiroptera; Vespertilionidae. The annotation marks the transcript as partial.
GCUGCACGGGGGCGGAGGCGAUAGAGGCGUCGGCAGGGUCGCCCCGAGGAGGCGCGAGGGACCUGGCGAAGGUCCGGUCCUCGGGGCCCCGGGCUGAAGCGGGAAGGGGGUCCGGCGCUGCGGGGCAGGGAGGCAAGAUGACUUCUCUCCCCCAAGCCUGGAACAGCUGAAGGAAACCGCCGUGCAAGAUGAGAACCACAAAGGUCUACAAACUGGUCAUCCACAAGAAGGGCUUUGGGGGCAGCGAUGAUGAGCUGGUCAUGAACCCCAAAGUGUUUCCUCACAUCAAGCUUGGGGACAUUGUGGAGAUCGCUCACCCCAACGAUGAGUACAGCCCUCUGCUUUUGCAAGUCAAGUCACUUAAGGAAGAUUUACAGAAAGAAACUAUCAGUGUGGACCAGACCGUGACCCAAGUGUUUCGUCUAAGACCUUAUCAAGAUGUCUAUGUGAAUGUCGUAGACCCUAAGGAUGUGACCCUUGAUCUAGUGGAGCUAACCUUUAAGGAUCAAUAUAUUGGCCGUGGGGAUAUGUGGAGACUAAAGAAAAGUUUGGUCAGCACAUGCGCCUACAUCACUCAGAAGGUGGAAUUUGCUGGGGAACAGGCACAGGCUGGUGAGCUGUGGGUCAAGAAUGAGAAGGUCAUGUGUGGUUAUAUCAGUGAAGAUACCAGGGUGGUGUUCCGUUCUACGUCGGCUAUGGUUUACAUAUUUAUUCAGAUGAGCUGUGAAAUGUGGGAUUUUGAUAUUUAUGGGGAUCUGUAUUUUGAGAAAGCUGUGAAUGGUUUCCUUGCCGAUCUCUUUACCAAGUGGAAGGAGAAGAACUGUAGUCAUGAAGUGACAGUGGUCCUAUUUUCUAGAACUUUCUAUGAUGCAAAAUCGCUUGAUGAAUUUCCCGAGGUAAACCGAGCCUCAAUUCGACAGGAUCACAAGGGGCGAUUCUAUGAAGACUUUUAUAAAGUGGUGGUGCAGAAUGAGAGGAGAGAAGAGUGGACGUCACUCCUGGUGACCAUUAAAAAGCUCUUCAUCCAGUAUCCAGUGUUGGUGCGACUGGAACAGGCAGAGGGCUUCCCUCCAGGAGACAAUUCUACCUCAGCACAAGGGAACUACCUAGAGGCCAUCAACCUGUCCUUCAAUGUGUUUGACAAGCACUAUAUCAACCGCAACUUUGACCGAACUGGGCAGAUGUCCGUGGUGAUCACGCCUGGGGUGGGUGUGUUCGAAGUGGACCGUCUACUCAUGAUCCUGACCAAGCAGCGGAUGAUAGAUAACGGAAUUGGUGUGGACUUGGUGUGCAUGGGGGAGCAGCCGUUACAUGCCGUCCCAUUGUUCAAGCUGCAUAACCGGAGUGCUCCUUGCGAUUCCCGUCUGGGCGACGACUAUAAUAUUCCUCACUGGAUCAACCACAGUUUCUACACCUCCAAAAGCCAGCUCUUUUGUAACAGUUUCACCCCCCGGAUAAAACUGGCCGGAAAGAAGCCUGCCUCCGAGAGAGCGAAAAAUGGCCGUGACACGUCUCUUGGGACUCCAAAAGAAGCCGAGAAUGCCCUUCCCAUCCAAGUAGACUAUGAUGCCUACGACGCUCAAGUGUUCAGGCUGCCAGGCCCAUCCCGGGCUCAGCGCCUCGCCACCUGCAGGUCUGUGCGCGAGCAGGAGAGUCACAGUCGAAAGAGUGCCAGCUCCUGCGACGUCUCCUCCAGCCCUUCCGUGCCCAGCCGGGCGCUGCCCACGGAGGAAGUGAGGAGCCAGGCUUCCGAUGACAGCUCCCUGGGCAGGAGCGCCAACAUCCUCAUGAUCCCUCUCCCCCACCUGCACCAGUAUGAAGUCAGCAGCUCCUUGGGCUACACCAGCACGCGAGAUGCCCUGGAGAACAUGGUGGAGCCGCCGCAGCGAGACUCCAGCGCGCCAGGGCGGUUCCACGUGGGCAGCGUGGAAUCCAUGCUGCACGUUCGACCGGGGGGCUGCGCACCCCAGCGGGCGCUGAUCAACCCCUUCGCCCCCUCACGGAUGCCCAUGAAGCUCACGUCCAACAGGAGGCGCUGGAUGCACACCUUCCCUGUGGGACCAUCCGGAGAGGCCAUCCAGAUCCAUCACCAGACCCGACAGAACAUGGCGGAGCUGCAGGGCAGCGGGCGGAGGGACCCCACCCACUCCUCUGCAGAGCUGCUGGAGUUAGCCUAUCAUGAAGCUGCUGGAAGGCACAGCUCCUCCCGCCAGCCCGGCGACGGCAUGUCCUUCUUGAACUUCGGUGGGACGGAAGAGCUUGCUGCCGGCCUGCUUAGCAACAGCGGCGCAG